AUGGAAGCAGCAGCAGGAAUAACAGCUCAUGCAAAUCAGCGCAUUGUAUUUACCGGAGGCUCGGGGAAAGCAGGGCGCCACGUGAUAUCCUACUUGAUUCAACACGGCUAUGAAGUUCUUAACCUUGACCUUAUGCCGUUGCCGAGCGAUAUUUCCAAUGUCCACACUAUCAAGACGGACCUAACACAGAGCGGCCAAGUAUUUAAUGGAAUCUCAUCGCACUUCAAGCUCACGCAACCGUUCCGAGAACCCCUGCUUCGGCCGCCUGACGCGGUGGUACACUUUGGAGCUUAUGCUCGGAACAUGAUUGUGCCAGAUGAUGAAACAUUUAGGGUCAAUGUUCUUGCAACGUACAAUGUCAUUGAAGCGGCGUGCAAGCUCGGUGUGAAGAAGAUUAUCGUCGCCAGCAGUAUUGCGACGUACGGAGUCACUUUUGCCGAGGGAGACGUUGACUACCUCUCCUUUCCAAUUGAAGAAAUUCUUAAUGUUGAGCCCAUGGAUACGUAUGCCAUCUCAAAGCUUUGCGGUGAAAUCGUGGCGAGGGGCUUUGCGCGAAGAUUUGGCGUGGAUAUCUACAUGUUGAGAUUGGGAAACAUUAUUGCACCGGAGGAACAUGAAGCAGCUUUUCGCGCAUACGUGGAAGAACCAGGCGCUUGGAAAGGCCAUGGAUGGUCGUAUAUCGAUGUGAGGGAUUUGGGUCAGAUGUGUGACUUGUGUGUGAAAAAAGAUGGUCUUGGAUUUCAAAUUUUCAAUGCCACCAACGAUGAAAUCACGAAUGCGAAUCCAACCGAAGAGUUUCUUAAGAAAGAGUGCCCUCGCACACUUUUCACACGGGAGAUGGGUAAGCACGAGGCUCCAGUCAGCAAUAGGAAGGCGAAAGAACUUUUAGGGUUCAAGGAGAAACACGGUUGGCGGAGUGCUUAUAUCACAACCGGGGCCCCAAAAAUGUCUAAUGCAAAUUGA
Rhinocladiella mackenziei CBS 650.93 is the source of this 963-nucleotide messenger RNA. RefSeq lists its product as uncharacterized. The transcript has a single exon. Lineage: Eukaryota; Fungi; Ascomycota; Eurotiomycetes; Chaetothyriales; Herpotrichiellaceae. The record is from RefSeq and is a predicted model, not a curated record. The coding region runs from base 1 to 963 and encodes 320 amino acids.